CAGGUACAUAUGAACACCUUAUCAUUUCCACCAAAAAAUAUAAUGUAAUUGCAUUCAGUAAAUGGACAUCCAUGUAGUUAGGUACACAUUCAGCGUGUAAUGCUUUCAAUACGAAUCGCUUUAUAUUGUUGCAUAAUGUGGAGAGUUGAACAAUAAUUCAAAUGACAUUAUUCUGAUUUCAUUUGCUUACAGUCCAAUAUCCUUGGGUAUAGUUCGGUGAUAUUAAGUGUACAAUAUAGUAUUUAAAUGUAAACCAGUCCACGAUACGCAUUACUGUAAUUAUGUUGAAAAAGGAAUACGACAGCAUAUUUCAGCACUUAGGUGGAUUUGGUUUAUAUCAGAAAUGUCAAUUAUUGUUGUUAUCACUUCCUACUUUAUUCGAUGCCACUACGACGAUGAUGCUUGUAUUCAUGUUAGGAGAUCAACCACACAGAUGUCGACUUCCUGACGUUGAAGACAAUGUGUAUUCACGUCCACCCAUCUUUCAUUCGGAUGUCUCUAAUAUCAGCGCAUAUAAUACUAGUCAAUGCUAUCUGAACAUUAACGGUACUAACAGUCCGUGCAAUGACUGGGUGUAUGACACCACAUACUACCAAUCUACACUCAUUUCAAAGUUCAAUAUGGUUUGUCAGGACAAGUUUAUGCGCAGUCACAUUUUACUUUCUCAUUUCUUUGGAUCGUUUUUUAACGCCAUUUUUUGUGGACUGAUGUGUGAUGUAUGGGGUAGAAAACCAACAUUGAUUUUAGGAUUUUUUCUUUUGAUCAUACCAAAUGUCAUUCGUCCGUGGAUUCCACAACUGUUUCUGGUUGCCAUAUGUGAAUUUCUUAAUGCAACUGGUAGCAAUUUAUCAUACGUCGUUCCUUUUACUAUGGUAACAGAAUUGGUCGACCCUGCUCAUCGUGUUCUAGCCUCCUUUACCAUAUAUAUGUCAUAUUGUAUCGGUAGUUAUGUUUUAUUGGCAUAUGCUUAUUUCUUCCGGGAUUGGGAAACCCUGAUACAAGUCGUCUCCGUUCCUAUAACGAUUUGCCUUUUCGUGAUGUUAUUUGUGCCGGAAUCACCAAGAUGGCUUUUGCUCAAAGGUCGAACGAAAGAAGCCAUGAAAAUUUUCAAACGCACAGCAAAAUUUAAUAAAACUAAAGUUGAUUUUAAUCCAGAAGAUAUUACAGUAAAAGAUGGGAAAAGGAUAUCAUUUACAACAGGCUUUAAAAUAAUGUUCAAAUCUAAGCCAAUGAUGGGACGGUUUUUUAUUCUAAUGAUUAACUGGUUUGCCAUCAGCUUAAUAUAUUUUGGAAUUUCAAUGAAUACUGGUGAUCUUGGAGGCAAUGUAUAUGUUAAUUAUGCCAUCUCUACAACAGCCGAAACUGUUGCCGUGCUGUUGUGUUUUUUUGCUGACAGGUUACCAAGAAAGAAAAUUUACUGUACAGCUAUGAUAUUGGGUAGUACUGCAUGUCUCAGUACAAUUUUUACAUCUAUGUACGCAAGUGAAGCACUACAUUGGGUAACAAUUGGACUAGCCAUGAUUGGAAAGUUAGGAGUUACAACUGCUUUCUUUCUUAUUUAUCUCAUCACAUCAGAAUGUUUUCCAACAGUGAUACGCGCCUCUAUGUUCGGACUAUGUAGUUCUGGUGCUAGAAUUGGAUCAAUGUCUUCUUCUUACAUUGGGAAAUUGGGAGUAUUGAUAGAUACAAAAUUUGGAACUGCUCUACCUCUUAUAAUAUUUGGAUCUGUCGGAACACUAGCUGGUAUUCUAUCUUUGUUAUUACCAGAAACAAGAAAUAUUGAAUUACCAGAGACAUUCGAAGAAGCAUUGCAUAUUGAAAGCAAUACGGAAGACCAGUCACCAGACUCUUCUGAAUCUAACAUAGCAAUGAUAUCAGUUAAGGAUGAAAAAUGCAGGCAAAAUAAGAUGUGAUAAUAAUAAAAAAAAAGUGUUUAUAACAUUAUUA
Molecule: messenger RNA, 1947 nt
Organism: Mytilus trossulus (common blue mussel)
Lineage: Eukaryota; Metazoa; Mollusca; Bivalvia; Mytilida; Mytilidae
Product: organic cation transporter protein-like
Exons: 10
Coding region: 282-1913 (543 amino acids)
Biological process (GO): transmembrane transport
Cellular component (GO): membrane
Molecular function (GO): transmembrane transporter activity
Source: RefSeq, a predicted model, not a curated record